AGAUGCUUGGCUUUUCCUUUUGCUUCACUUUUACUUUCUACUCGUAUCCAUCAUUCUCUCUCUGAUCUCAAGAAACAAUCUCAAUCUCCCAACACAUAAACACUACUAACACUCAUUACUCUUCAAGCAGCUUCUCAGAUUCAUCAGCUCUUAUGGAUCAUUUGUUACAAAACCAGGAUGUGUUUGGGAAUUAUAACAAAGCAAGAGAAGCCAUGGGAGUAUCAUAUUCAUCAAACCCAACACAAUCAGAUGAUCAGGAUCAGAAGAAACGUUCGGCUGCAGCGACAAGGCCACAGCCACCGGAGCUAGCUCUGAGGUGUCCACGUUGUGACUCAACAAACACAAAGUUUUGUUACUACAACAACUACAGCCUCACUCAGCCUCGCUACUUCUGCAAAUCAUGCCGGAGAUACUGGACUAAAGGCGGAACCCUGAGGAACAUCCCCGUCGGAGGAGGCUGCCGGAAAAACAAACGGUCCACAUCUUCGGCUACAAGAAGCCUCAGAACCACCCCAGAACCGGCGUCCCACGAUGGGAAAGCAUUCUCCGCGGCGAGUUUCGGUGGGUAUAGUAACAAUGAACAGAUUGAUCUCAGCUUAGCCUUUGCCUUGCUGAACAAACAACCUCCGGGGAGUUCUGCACAUCUAGGGUUUCCUUCGGAAUUCAGUAGCUCUCAUCAGUCUGACAUGGAGAGUGUGUUUGGGACAAGCCAACAAAAGGGGAAUACUGGUUAUGCGUUUGGAAACGGGAGUAGCGGUUUGGAUAUUGGGAUGGGUGAUUCAAGCAGGGUCUUGUGGGGGUUCCCAUGGCAGAUGAAUGGAGAGAGCUUUGGGAUGAUGAACAUAGGAGUGGGUGUAAAAACAUCUCGUUUGUUUGUUGGACAGAUAGUCAAAAAGUACACUACUAAUAAGGAUUUAGGUUAA
This is a messenger RNA of Camelina sativa (false flax), 923 nucleotides long. It is a transcript of the gene TMO6, whose product is annotated as TARGET OF MONOPTEROS 6. Lineage: Eukaryota; Viridiplantae; Streptophyta; Magnoliopsida; Brassicales; Brassicaceae. Gene Ontology annotation, molecular function: DNA binding; DNA-binding transcription factor activity. Gene Ontology annotation, biological process: regulation of DNA-templated transcription. The record is from RefSeq and is a predicted model, not a curated record.